UGAUAUUGAGCUAUUCGUUUGAACAGAAUAAAAGAUUGAGACAUGAGAAAUUCAUCAAUGUCUGUCGAGGCAUUCCGUCUAAAAAUCUCGACGAAGUGUUCGUUAAAGGAACUAAAACUCCAAAAAAGUGCCAACCAAAUUUACUUACGAGCUUGGCGAAGAAAAAGUUUUACUCUCUAUGCUCCAACAAACGUUUCGAAGACUCGGUAUUUGCCAAGAACUUGAAAGAUAGCGGCGAGUGUCCUUCAGAGUACGGCGAAACAAGUGCGGAAGCUCUAGUCGAGUGGACGAAGCGAUCACAGGUAAAAGUGUAUCCCGGCAACAUGCAAGUGCUAUCGGGUCACUUCGACCCCCGCGACAUGUGGAUGUGUGGAGUGCAGUAUGCCUGUCUGAACAUGCAGACUACAGACUACUAUUUCAUAUUCAACCAGGCAAUGUUUGCGAGGAAUGGAGGCUGUGGAUUUUUACUGAAGCCAUACUACCUCAGACCUAAAAAUGGAACUUUCUUCAACCCUUUGACCUUGGAGAUGAGAAACAAGGAGACGCUAGAACGGGAGAUUCUCAAAAAACGAUACCUCAAAGUGCACAUCCUGGGAGGCGCUCACUUGCCACGAAAAACGAAAGACAAUGGAAAGUUUUGUGGUGAUAUGGUCGAUGUAUUUGUCAAGGUCUCUCUCUUUGACAAGAUCGGAAAGGCCAAGUGCCAGAGUUUUAAGACUCAGAUCAUAAAAGACAACGGUUUCAACCCAGUGUGGAAUGAGAAGGCCAACUUCAUCGUAGACUGUCCCGAACUGGCCUUCGUCCUGUUCGAGGUCAUCGACAAAGACCUGGAUGCAGAUGAUCUAGUUGGCAUCAACUGCAUACACUUCCUAGCACUCCAGAAUGGAUAUGUGACAGUUCCGUUGCACGAUCAUAAUUACAGUCUGCUUCCGUAUGCUUCUCUAUUUGUGCGAGUUUCUAUUUCAACUUAGCCUGAAUGGACAGAUGGUGAAAUAAUGGCAACGAAGGUCAACCAAGGUCAUUUAAGAAUGAUGUUGUGCGUUCGUUUUUG
Symsagittifera roscoffensis is the source of this 1051-nucleotide messenger RNA. Its product is annotated as inactive phospholipase C-like protein 2. Gene Ontology annotation, biological process: lipid metabolic process; phosphatidylinositol-mediated signaling; release of sequestered calcium ion into cytosol. NCBI's taxonomy places the organism in Eukaryota, Metazoa, Xenacoelomorpha, Acoela, Convolutidae. The transcript has 8 exons. The record is from RefSeq and is a predicted model, not a curated record. Gene Ontology annotation, molecular function: phosphatidylinositol-4,5-bisphosphate phospholipase C activity. The coding region runs from base 324 to 971 and encodes 215 amino acids.